AUGACCAAGCUGUACAACCUGGGCCUCAGGCCAGAUCUUCUGUUUCGAGCUCACCUGCAGAUUACGCUGAGAGACGGAGCUAAGAAGAGGUUCUCUUCGGCCGAGAAGGCUGCAGCCUCGGACCGACCUGACAUUCCUAAAGUUAUACGCAAUGUCAUGGCUAGCGUGGCUGGUAUAGGGGCUGGUGGCGGGCAGGCAAAGGAAAAGCGUACAUACUUCGUCCCCGUACUGGACUCAGACAAUCUGCAGUGUUUCUCGGACCAUCAGAAGUCCAGGAUUACAUUGCCAAAAAUAGACCAGUGCCAGUUGAAAACUCAUCCCCAUGAAAAGCCUGUGCAGCACAGAGAGUCGAAGGCACCUUGCCCAAAAGAGGAGAGGACAGACUUCAAGCCAAGCUUGGGUAAACAGCCACAGCAGAAACAUCGCUUCUUUAAGGGACUCAGAUUGCCCAUGUCCCCUGCAGAGGCGUUGAGGGCCUUUGGUCAUCACUUGACAGAGUUCGAGCGCGAGGAGAUAUUGGAUUAUUCAGAGAUCUGGUACCUCGGUCUGCAGUCCCCUAAGAUCAACAGUUCAAAGAGCUCCCCGCAAAACAAUGGCUAUGAUGACUCACAGACGUACUAUCUGCAGGUCCUCCAUGACCACAUUGCCUACCGUUUUGAGGUGUUGGACGUUUUGGGUCAAGGUAUCUAUGGGCAGGUACUAAAAUGCUGGGACCACAAGGAAGAGGAGUUUGUGGCUAUUAAGCUGCUGAGAAGCAAAAACUGCUUUUAUCAGUAUGGGAAGAAAGAGGUCAAGAUCCUAGAAGUCCUCCGAAAGACGGACAAAAUGAACGUCUACAAUGUCGUCCAUAUGAAGGAUAAUUUUUGCUUCCGGAAACAUUUGUGCAUCACCUUUGAACUGCUAGGAAUAACCCUGGAAGAGAAGAAAAGGGCCAACAAGCGCCUCAGCAUGUCAGAGGUGAGGAAGUACACCACCUCCCUCCUGAAGUGUCUCUCGCUGCUCAAGAAAGAGAAGAUCAUGCAUUGUGAUCUCAAACCGGAUAACAUUGUUCUGUCAAAUGAAAACCCAGACAGCCUCAAAGUGAUUGACUUUGGUUUAAGCUGCUAUGAGAAAGAUGCUAAAGGCAAUUCCCACAUCCAGGCUGUGCCCUAUUGCUCUCCAGAGGUGAUCCUGGGCCAUAUCUGUGGUGUUGCCAUUGAUAUGUGGAGUCUAGGCUGCAUCAUUUUUGAACUCUGCACUGGGCAUAUGCUUUUCCAGGGUUGGAACAAGGCAGAACAACUGUCUCUCAUGAUAGAGUGCAUUGACAUUGUUAUAUGUGUAUCAGACUCCAACGGCAUGCUGAUACAGAACAGUGAAAAGGAAAUUCAGCAGCCCAGAAGGGACGAUCUAGCCAGCAUGUUGAGGACCAAGGAUCCGCAUCUCCUGGACUUCAUUAAGCGCUGCUUGGAAUGGGACCCGAAAAAAAGGAUGAUGCCAGACGAGGCCAUGCAGCAUCCUUGGAUCUUGCAGCACAAGGAGAGCAGCAGAUCUCAUUUCAGCCUCAAAAGACGAGGCACAACAACAGAUGGUCAUCAGAAUACAGCUCCCCCAGAUUCCUCAGGCGGAGGAAGCGUCACUCAGGAGCUUCAGAUCAUCCAGGCCAAUGAGUGGCAGACCAAACAGAACAGCUGUUGA
Molecule: messenger RNA, 1674 nt
Organism: Lampris incognitus (smalleye Pacific opah)
Lineage: Eukaryota; Metazoa; Chordata; Actinopteri; Lampriformes; Lampridae
Product: dual specificity tyrosine-phosphorylation-regulated kinase 4-like
Exons: 13
Coding region: 1-1674 (557 amino acids)
Biological process (GO): peptidyl-threonine phosphorylation; peptidyl-serine phosphorylation
Cellular component (GO): nucleus
Molecular function (GO): ATP binding; protein serine/threonine/tyrosine kinase activity; protein serine/threonine kinase activity
Source: RefSeq, a predicted model, not a curated record